Messenger RNA from Zerene cesonia (dogface butterfly), 4021 nucleotides. Its product is annotated as cytosolic carboxypeptidase 1-like. Lineage: Eukaryota; Metazoa; Arthropoda; Insecta; Lepidoptera; Pieridae. The transcript has 24 exons. Gene Ontology annotation, biological process: protein side chain deglutamylation; C-terminal protein deglutamylation. The record is from RefSeq and is a predicted model, not a curated record. The coding region runs from base 129 to 3569 and encodes 1146 amino acids.
GGCAGCCGCCGUCAGGCGCUGUACUCACGACUGCAUUCAAACAUAACACAUUGUUUAUUUACAAUAAAAUCAUUUUUUAUCACAGUGAACAGGACAAAACAACGCCACGCACUCACGAACCAUACCGCAUGGCUGACGAGGCGGCGGCGGACUGCCUCUUCGAGCGGCUCCGCCUGCACCAGCAACGCGCGCCUGACUCCACAGAGGUGGCGCGGGCUCUGACCGCGCGGAUCAACUCCAGGCUCACCUCCCAUGACAAGCAUGUUAGGCAAAGUACUCUUGAAAAACUAUGGAACAAACAGACAGGGGCUAUUCAAAUGCUACUAUCAAUACUGGAGAAUUCAAGGGACACCGCAACUUCUACGUACAUCACGUCGAUUCUAAGAGAAGCAUUGUGUUUAAAACAAGGCAAAGGAAAAAAAUGCUCGGUCAUCAAUGAGACAUCAGGUCAAAAGAAGAGAGAAAUAAAAAAGACAGGAAAGGAAAAUAAACCACCACUUAACAAAAAGGCGAACAACAUCGCAAGGCACCAAUGUGCUCAGCAUUUCAUAUCGUUAAAUGGGACUCAGGUGAUGAUUCGUACAAUCCUUGCCACACAUGGGAAACGCGACGGAAACGUGGGCACAGAGCUGAUGUUGCAGGACCUUGUCUGGAUAAUCGCAGCGUUGUCGCCGAAAGAUGCAAAAUUUGCGAUGAAAGUGCGAAUGCUAGGUUGCGUAAGAACAAUGCACCUGAUUCUAAAGGGACACUUCACAGAUAACAAGCUUAUUUUUCCGCUCUUAGUUAUUAUGAAGCAACUAGCCAAAAAUCCUGUAACAACAUCUAUUUUAAUUCGCGACGGCGUCAUCGCCACGUACGAGCGGGUGUUAGUGAGCCUCGGGUUUAUACCCACCGCCAGACUGCGCCUGUGUCUAGACGCUAUCGAUUACUUCAGUAAAAACAAGGUAUGCUGCAUGCAGAUUGUGAAGACAGGCCUUUGUAGCGUACUUCUCAGGGUGUUCGACCGCUGGGACCGCUAUGAGGGACGCAUGCGACUUAAGAUUUGUGCACAUAUCCUGCAGACACUUCAGCACUUGUGUAAUAUAAAAGCCGGCCGCAGAGCUUUAUGCACUAAAAAACACGUACAGACUCUACAUAGGUUCUGCUCUCAAUGCCCCGACGAGCCAGAGUUUGAUGGUCUUUUGGCUAGAGUAUGUUCCGUCAUCACACUGUGUUUGAAACACCAAGCACUGCCAGUACCAGUAACUAGUCCCGCUUCAUUUAACCUUAAUCCGAUCUUAAAAGGUACCAAUACUUCAUGGCCCUGUCAUGACGAUGAAGAAGAGGCUGCUAACUCAGAUUCGAAGACAAUCAAUUCUGAUUUGGACGAGGAUGGUCCCGAUACGGAUGUUGAAGGAAUCGAUGAGUUUCCUGACGUAGAGUUUGAUGAAAACGAAAUGAAACCCGAAGGAAAUGAAGAACCUUCAAAGGGACAAAUAAAAAGUGGAGACAGUUUGCAAAGUGCCCUCUGGAUUAAUCCAAAUGAGAGAGAUUUAGAAGACUUAAAGAAAUACUUCAUAUUCUUUAAAGAAUUCGGUUCCUAUAAUAAGCAAGUUAAAUUAGUUAAAAGUCGCUCCAAUUCGCGUGGAUCAAUACUUGAAGAUUUUCUUAUCUCACAAAGUUCGAAUAGAAACGUUAUGUCUUCUCUUAAUUUAUCUCUUACCACAAACUUAGGAAGUAUUGAGUAUGAAAAUUUUACCGGGCCCUCACAGUCGCCUUCUUUUCUGCAAGGGUAUCACAGAAUCCACGAAAGUGCUUCAACAACAUCGUGCUCUUCUCUAAAAAUCCACAAAGACAUUUCCAAGUUCUCUUCAUUCCCGUCUGUAUAUUCUACUAUAUCGUCCAGAGUAAAAAGUGUCAUUCCAUUUGUGAAAGUUGCGUAUCCCGAUAUGAUGGGAGGACAGGGUGCUAGCCAACCUGAGCCUUUGAAUAAAAUGGAGAGAACUGCAUGCAGGAACAAAUUGUUAUCGUGUGUAGACAGAGCAAUAAAUCCAGAAGCGUAUAUGAGUGAAGUUGUAUUUGAUUUAGAUACAUUGAGCUCCACGCCUAGCGCUACUAACGCCGACUCCACAUCGCAAAAAAGCUCCGAAAGCCUAUUCUUAACAAAUGUGGAUGAACAAGAAAUUACUAAAGUUAACAGUUUUUCCUCACGACUGAGCUUUGAAUCUAGAUUCGAGUCAGGAAAUCUACGUAAAGUAAUUCAGACAGGUCCAAGAGAGUACGAGCUGAUACUGAUGCCCGAUGUAAAUUCGACUAAACGUCACCAAUGGUUUUACUUCGAAGUGCGGAAUAUGCAACAAGGGCGUCCGUACAUAUUUAAUAUAGUGAAUUGUGAGAAAUCUGAUAGCCAGUUCAAUUUCGGCAUGAAGCCUGUUAUGUAUUCUGUGAAGGAGGCAGUACUAGGAAGGCCUGGUUGGGUACGGGCCGGAUCUGAUAUCUGCUACUACCGCAACAGCUACCACUACGCCAAUCAGAAGAGUCACAACAAAUGCUACCUCACUGUCACCUUCAAUAUUGAGUUCCCGCAUACAAACGAUGUUUGCUAUCUUGCUUAUCAUUUUCCCUUCACAUAUUCAAUGAUGUUGACUCGCAUAUGGCACUGGAGUACACAAAUGCCAGUCGGCUCGUACCUGCGCGUGGAACCGCUGUGCUACUCGCUGAACAACAAUGAAGUACCGCUUCUUACUAUAUCUGCUGAAGAUUCUCCAUCGAAUCCUAUCGUGGACCGCGAGAUAAUAUUCCUGACCGCGCGCGUGCACCCAGGCGAGAGCAACGCGUCGUGGGUGAUGGACGGUACGCUUGGUUGCCUGCUCGCCGACGCGGCGCCCGCCGCCGCGCUGCGCGCCAAGUACGUGUUCAAGAUCGUGCCUAUGCUCAACGUGGAGGGGGUCGUGAAUGGGUGCCAUCGGUGCGGCCUAACUAAUGAAGAUUUAAAUCGACGCUGGUGCAAACCCAGCCCUGUUUUGCAUCCUUCUAUCUACCACACAAAGGGGCUGAUUGAAUACUUAGUACGAGUUUGGAAGAAACCUCCUCUCGUAUACUGCGAUUAUCACGGGCAUUCGCGAAAGAAGAAUGUGUUUUUUUACGGAUGCGCGGGCGCAGAGAGUUGGUGCAGCAACGACCGGCUUGUACAAGAUGAACCUGUUAAAUACCUUAUGUUACCCGCCUUGAUGCAUCGUAUAUCACCCGCGUUCGCGCUGGGCUCGUGCUCUUUCCGCGUGGAGAGAGAGCGCGAGAGCACGGCGCGCGUCACCGUGUGGCGCCAUCUUGGCGUGACCCGUUCCUACACCAUGGAGGCAUCCUUCUGUGGCUUCGAUCGAGGACCAUUUAAGGGAUUCCAUCUGAACACGCAGCAUCUGCAGAACGUGGGCAGCGACUUCUGCGAGGCGCUUAACGGCCUGAACGAUAACGCGACCAACGUCGACAUACAGCUCACUAAGGAUAUUAACGGAGAAAUAGCAGUGGAUAGUGAGCCUGGCUCCGGAUCUGACAGCGUGUUAAAGACAGACUCCGAUGAAGACUUCGAUUAGAACCCCAGAAUAUAUUCUCCCCGAUACCAAUAUCACAAACCUUUAGUCGAUGGAAAUAAAUUUCCCUGUAUUGUAAUGAUACCUAGGUAUGUUUGUUGCGAAAAGUCUAAUGAUACUUAUGUCCCAUCCGCCGCAUCUUGUAGUCAUCGAGAGUCAAUACAGAUAAUGAAAAUGUCAAUUAGUAUUAUAACAUAUUAUGCAAUUUAUUCACCGCAAUGUGCAUUCAAGGGUAUGUAGUAGUAUAUUGUUCAUAAUCAUUUUUUCAAUAAACGCGUGGCGUUUGUACACUGUAUAUUUUUUAGUAUUUUUACUUUGUUAUAUAAGUUGCGUUUUACAUAAAUUGUUGUGAUUGCAUAGGAUCGUACUGCAAUGCUAUUGAUUUGGUGUGAUAUUUAUAAAUUAUUUUAACUAAGUGGCUUGUGAUCUCAGUAACUAAUAAAUUAUUAAAUCUU